UUCUUCUGUCUUCUCUCUCUCUAUGCACGACUUACAAAGUGAACAAAAACGGUAAUGGAAGAAGCAGAAUCAGUAGAAAGAGGGAGAGAGAGGAGAACCCAAUUCAGAGGAACCUGUUAAGUGAGGCGGGGAAAAAAGGAAAAGAAAAGGAAAAGGAAAUUAACCCUUUUUAUAUGUUUUAUAAGUGCAAACAUAUAUAAUAUAGCAGUUGUAGUUGUUGCAGAGGCACUCUGUUUAGCAGACAAGCCAUUCAUAGUUUUUAUGCUCUUUCUCUCUCUAUCAGACUAUCUCUCUUAUUUUUCUCUUCCCUCCUCAUCACUGUCUCAGACACGCACGUUCUGCUGUGCAGUUACUUAAGGUUCCCUUCUGGAGAUACCAACGUAUAUCUUCUCAUUCUGCUUCGUUUGUUCCUUCCCUGAAAUUCUCUCUCUAUAUCUCCGCUCUCCAAUGUUUAUUUCUUGAACUUGUCUGCCAAAAAUGGUUGAGGAGUCCUUACAAGCAGUGCCCUCCUACAGAACUGUUGAACAGGUUUAAAAGUGAGGGAUGAUGAUUAGCCUUUCCAAGAUAAUGUUGCAUUUGAUGCUCUAUUAUCAUUCUCUUUUAAUAAUCACACUCACUGAAUUGGGAUUUCUGUCAUGGAUUUCACAGAGUUGCCUGUUCUUUCACAUUCUUGCACUUUUAGCUUUGAAGAAGGGUGCACAUCUUUUGAAGUGUGGAAGAAGAGGGAAGCCCAAGUUCUGUCCUUUUAGGCUUUCUACGGAUGAGAAAUAUUUGAUCUGGUAUUCUGGACAGGAGGAAAAGCAAUUGAGAUUGAGCUCAAUUAUGAAGAUUAUUUCUGGUCAGAGGACUUUCAAUUUUCAAAGGCAACUUCAACCAGAUAAGGUGCAUCAGUCAUUCUCACUAAUCUAUGCUAACGGUGAACGCUCAUUAGAUCUGAUAUGCAAGGACAAAGAGCAGGCUGAUUCUUGGUUUAUAGGCUUAAGAGCUGUUAUAUCCAGGUGUCAACGUCAUAGGCCUUUUACUGGUCUCAAGAGCCACACAGGGGCACUUAGUUGUGUCAAUAGUCCAGCUGGUUAUAUUAGAAGAAAGCAUAAUCUGGGAAUUCUGCAGGAUGCAUCAGAACUUUCGCAGGUGCGCAGCUUAUGUGGAAGUCCUACUCUGUCACUGUCGGAGAGGUGUUUUUCUGAUGGUUUAUCGCUUUCUUCUGAUAGCUUUUUUAUAUCGGAAUCAAGUCUUCAACAGAUGCAGAAUGCAGUGGAUGUCCUUGUUCCAAAUUCACCAUAUGUCGAGCCAAAUCUCAAGUAUGCUUGCUCUGAACUUCAAAAAGAAAUGUCCCAUAGGUUUGUUGCCCCAACAUGCAGAUCUGCACGGAUGGGGAAAAGUGACAUCCUGAAGGAUGUUCUGAUAUGGGGGGAAGGUGUGGAAGGAGGAAAUAUAGGGGGUAACCACAAUGGGAUGCAAGUUGAUGCAUUAAUGCCAAAAUUAUUGGAAUCCACAGUAAUGCUAGAUGUACAAAAUAUAUCUUUAGGAGGAAAACAUGCUGCCUUGGUCAACAAAAGAGGUGAAGCUUUCUGCUGGGGUGAUGGAAGUGGGGGAAAGCUUGGACAUAAAGUUAACAUGGAUUUGAGCUACCCAAAAGUUGUUGAAUCCCUGGAUGGUGUCCAUAUAAAAGCUGUUGUCUGUGGUGAAUAUCAAACAUGUGCUCUGACACAUUCUGGUGAACUAUACAUGUGGGGUGACGACAAAAGUGGUGCUAAUUUGGUUGAUGAGACAAGAACCAGAAGCCAGUGGUUACCAUAUAAACUUUCUGGCUCUUUUGAUGGUAUAACUGUAUCAAAAGUUGCUUGUGGGGAAUGGCAUACAGCAAUUGUGUCCUCAUCUGGACAAUUAUUUACAUAUGGAGAUGGAACUUUUGGAGUACUUGGGCAUGGGAAUCUUCAAAGUGUAUAUUAUCCCAAGGAAGUUGAAUCUCUAAGAGGUUUACGGGUAAAAUCUGUUGCUUGCGGAUCAUGGCACACUGCUGCAAUUGUGGACAUUGUUGCUGACCGCUUCAAGUUUAAUGCUGUUGGUGGGAAACUAUUUACAUGGGGAGAUGGUGAUAAAGGAAGACUUGGGCAUAUUGAUCUGGGGAAAAAACUUGUACCAACAUGUGUUGCACAACUUGUGGAAUAUGAUUUUGUCCAAGUUUCCUGUGGAAGGGUGCUUACUGUUUCACUUACCAAUACAGGUAAGAUCUAUACAAUGGGAAGCUCAGUGUAUGGUCUGUUAGGGAAUUCUCAGGCUAAGGAUAAAUCGAUCACAAUUGUUGAAGGAAAGCUUAAAGAGGAGUUUGUUAAGGAGAUAUCAUCAGGAUCAUAUCAUGUAGCUGCCUUGACAUCAGGGGGACAUGUAUAUACUUGGGGAAAAGGCACAAAUGGGCAGUUAGGACUAGGAAACACAGAAGAUAGAAACUCACCAACUUUUGUCGAGGCUUUGAGAAACAGGCAGGUUGAAAGUGUAGCUUGUGGAUCAAAUUUAACUGCAGUAAUCUGUCUGCACAAAUCUAUCUCUGUUACUGAUCAAUCCGCUUGUAGUGGUUGUAGGAUGCCCUUUGGAUUUACAAGGAAAAAACAUAAUUGUUAUAAUUGUGGUCUUUUGUUCUGCCAUACAUGUAGCAGCAGGAAGCUCAUAAAUGCAUCUUUGGCUCCUAAUAAAAACAAGCCUUCUCGUGUCUGUGAUUCAUGUUUUAAUCAUCUACAGAAAGCUACGGUUUCAGGUAGAAUAUUGAAACUGGAAAAUCAUUGUGCAAAGCAGAAGUUAUCCUCCAAUAAGAUGUUAUCUGAUGAGAAAGAAGGCAGGGGGAAAGCAACCCCAGCAGGAAGUCAUAUACCGUCAAUGAGCCAAUUAUAUGAUCUCGAUGGCCAAGCUGUUCAGAAGAAGACUCUUAAAAACCAAGGGGAAAAGGAGCAGCAUUUAUUUGUCUCUUCAUUUUCAGCUGGAUUGCCACAGUGGGGGCAAGUCUCAUGCCCUGCUGUGUUUGAAUCAUACUAUAGUGAGAAUUCAGUUCCGACGUUGGAUUCAGGAUCAACUGUUUCCAGUGUCAUAAAUAUAGAUGAAGGCAUGUUUGAGGCAAACAAGAUGCUUGCUGAAGAAGUUCAGAGGCUAAGAGCAGAGGCUAGGAGUCUUGAAGUGCAAUGUGAAAUUGGAACCCAGAAGAUUCGAGAAUGUCAAGAAAAUAUAGAGAAAACUUGGUCUCUGGCCAGAGAGGAAGUAGCUAAGCGUAAAGCAGCAAAUGAGAUUAUAAAAGCUUUGGCAUUAAGGCUUCAUGCAAUGUCAGAGAAAAUAUCUGCUGGAAAAGAAGCAAAAGGUAGAGUUGAUCUGAACACUAGUUCUCAGAACACACAGGCAUAUACAAAUAGCCCUACUGUGAGUCCACGGCCUCCACUGGCUUUGUUUCAUUUGCCCUCUGAAGUAAAAUUACCUAAAGAUGGACAAAUAGAUAGUUUAUCAAGCUCUCCUAUUGUGUUCUCUAAUACAUUAAAGUCGCUGGACGCCAGAGGGUUGUUCCAAGAAAAUGGCAAAUCAGAUGAUGAUUCCCAUGUCCCAAGAAUAGACUCUAGGCAAAAUGGAAUGAAAGGCUCAAGGCAUGAAUGGGUAGAACAAUAUGAACCUGGUGUAUAUAUCACAUUCACAACUUUGCCAGGUGGGCAAAGGGGGCUAAAGCGAGUCAGAUUUAGCCGGAAACGAUUUGCUGAGAAAGAAGCACAGCGAUGGUGGGAGGAGAAUCAAGUUACAGUAUACCAGAAGUAUGGCAUUGAAGGAUAUGUCAACUCAAACCAAAAUCAGAAAAAAAGCUAAAUUUGAGUUAUCCUUUCAUGCAUUCACAUUGCUUCUCACAUAGAAACGAGCUGAAACUUGCACAUUCGCCGCAUAUAUAACAAUUCCAGGCUAUGGAAGUUGCAGGUUACAAUUCGGGAAUAGGUAUGUUGUCUGUUGUUGCGAUGAAUGUUUCAUCUACGUCUGGCACCCCAUCUCAAGAUUACAGUUAGUUGAGAGGUGGAAGUUAUUUUCUUGUAAUGUACUUGAAACUUCAUGCUUGUUCAUAUAGUCCUUGAUUGCCCAAGGCAUCUACAUAUAGUUACCAAUAAAAGAAAGGUUCUAAAUGAUGCAUUUCAUUUUCA
This is a messenger RNA of Hevea brasiliensis (rubber tree), 4160 nucleotides long. RefSeq names its product PH, RCC1 and FYVE domains-containing protein 1. The coding region runs from base 544 to 3837 and encodes 1097 amino acids. The record is from RefSeq and is a predicted model, not a curated record. NCBI's taxonomy places the organism in Eukaryota, Viridiplantae, Streptophyta, Magnoliopsida, Malpighiales, Euphorbiaceae. Gene Ontology annotation, molecular function: metal ion binding. The transcript has 11 exons.